AUGGGGCUUGAGAAGAAAAAUAAUAAAGAGCAGCAUGAGAUAACACCAACUGUGGCUCCCAGUAGGAAAGGGAAUUCACCCAUUGCAGGUGGCAUUAAAGCAGACAAAACAAAGCAAAAUGAGCCGGACUCUCCUAAUGAGAAAGAAGUGGAGGCAGAAUUUCUGAGGUUGUCUUUAGGUUUUAAAUGUGACUUGUUUACCUUGGACAAGAGAGUGAGGCUUGAAGAAAGGUCCCGAGACUUGGCUGAGGAAAACUUGAAAAAGGAGAUCACAAAUGCUCUAAAGAUGUUAGAGGCUUUAGCUCCUUUGUGUGAAGAAGAUAACCAAGCACAGGAGAUCAUUAAGAAGCUGCAGAAAAGCCUGCAGUACCUUAGCCAGUAUGCAGCCCGAGUCGCCAGUAGAGCAGAGAUGUUGGGAGCUAUUAAUCAGGAGAGCCGUGUCAGCAAGGCUGUGGAAGUCAUGAUUCAACAUGUGGAAAACCUGAAGCGCAUGUACGCGAAAGAGCACGCGGAACUUGAGGAGCUGAAGCAGGUCCUGCUGCAGAACGAGAGGUCCUUCAGUUCUCUUGGAGAGCGAGAUGAAUCUAUGAACAAGAAGCUACCAAAUUCUUUUAACUUUAAGCCAUCCUCAGCCCUUCGGAGAGUUAGCAUUGCAGCCUUGCCUAGGAGUGCUGGAAAUGCAGGUAUUGGGGUGCCACUGGCCCAACUCCAUGAACCUGAUGGAGAUGAACGGAGUGACAAGUUCCACAGGAGAACCAGCAGCUGGGGGCGACUGGGAGCAAAGCCAAACGAGAAGCGUCCUUCCCUGCAGAGGUUCAUUAGCACGUUUUCCUGGGCCGACUAUGAAGAGCAACAUCCUGAAGCAAAAGAUGAGCAGCUGGAAUUGCCUGCUGAAGUACAAGAAGAGCCAUCAAGGAAGGAAAGUAUCUCUGAAAAAGGAAAACAUUCAUUGAAAUGGAACCUGGAGUCAGCGUGCAAUUUAGUGUCAUCGUGGGCGUCCCAUUUCAAGACCACCUUUUCCAACGCUAACAAAACUCUCUGGGUUUCUGUUUCCAUCCUGGUGCUGCUUGCUGCCCUUACAAGCUUCCUCACUGGGCUGUCUCUUCAAAGACCAGCAGAUGCAGCACCUGUUGGAACUGGGGACUCCUGGACUUCACUACAGCAACUGUUGUGGCCGUAUACAGGACUUCAACACAACGGACCACCCCCAGUAUAACAAAGAUUCUGUCUUCCAUAGCUCUACUUCCAAGUUCUGGAUGACAGUUUGAGAAGCU
Molecule: messenger RNA, 1273 nt
Organism: Chaetura pelagica (chimney swift)
Lineage: Eukaryota; Metazoa; Chordata; Aves; Apodiformes; Apodidae
Gene: IRAG2
Product: lymphoid-restricted membrane protein
Exons: 13
Coding region: 1-1215 (404 amino acids)
Cellular component (GO): endoplasmic reticulum membrane
Source: RefSeq, a predicted model, not a curated record